UAUAUAAUCACUGCUUGCUUCCUUUCCUUCAACUUCACCUUCUCCCACCAACUGCCUUCCAACAUGGCUGAAACUGAAUCCCAUAUCCGUCCAAGAGUCUAUUUCAACAUUUCAAUCGAUAGCAAGCCCUCUGGCCGAUUGACCUUUGAGUUGUUCGAUGACAUUGUUCCUAAAACCGCUGAAAACUUUCGUGCUCUAUGCACUGGAGAAACUGGCAUUGGCAAAGCUGGCAAACCCCUAUGGUUUAAAGGCUGCACCUUCCACAGAAUCAUCAAAGACUUUAUGAUUCAGGGUGGUGAUUUCACCCAGGGCAAUGGCACAGGUGGUGAAUCUAUCUACGGCGAAAAGUUCGACGAUGAAAAUUUCAAGCUAUCCUUUGAUAAGCCCUUUUAUUUGGCAAUGGCCAACUCAGGCCCCAAUACUAACGGCUCCCAAUUUUUCAUAACAACAGUAAAGACCCCUCAUCUCGACAACAAACAUGUCAUUUUUGGCAAACUACUCUACGGCAAAAAAUUGUUGAAGAAAAUGGAAAACUUAAAAACUGAUUCAAAUGACGCUCCCUUGAAACCCUGCAAGGUUCUUGACUCAAACCAGAUUCUACCUCCCUACAAUGACAAGGACAAUGACGAUAAUGAAAACAACAAAAACGUCAACUCCCCAGAUCAAUUUGGCGAUAUUUACGAAGAUUCCAUCUUCGACAACGAUAACAUUGACAUUGACAACCCCAAAUCUGUCUUUGAUGCUGUGGAAAACAUCAAAUCAAUCGGCACCGCUCUUUUCAAAGCAAAAGACUUUCAAAAUGCUUUUGAGAAAUACUCAAAGGCUUCUGAGUAUCUUAACGACUACUUUCCAGACGACUUGUCAACCGAUAACAUCAACUACUUGAACAACUUGAAGGCCUCAAUCUACUCAAACCUAGCCUUGGUUGCUCUAAAACUAAACAAAAACCCGGCUGCAAUUAAAAACGCUACUCUUUGCUUAGAAUCCGAAAACCUCUCUCAAUCCUUCAAAUCAAAGGCUCUUUACCGUAGAGCUUUAGCCCAUAUCAACUCUCACAAUGAAGAUCAAGCUUUAACUGAUCUCAAUAAUGCUUUGCAAUUAUCUCCAAACGACCCUGCUGUCCUAGCCGCAAUUACUACUGCUAAAGCAAACAAAAGGUUGCGUACACAAAGAGAAAAGCAAGCCUUUGCAAAGUUCUUUUCUUCCAAAUGAUCCAUCUACAUCUUUCUAAACCUACACUUUAUCUAUAGUUUAUCUACACCUUACAUAGUUACAAUUCUAGAAUGUUUUUCUUUAAUUCCUUUUCCAUCAAAUACAAAACUUUAAUCACAACCUUGAUUCGAAAUUUCAAUUUACCCG
Messenger RNA from Ascoidea rubescens DSM 1968, 1359 nucleotides. RefSeq names its product peptidylprolyl isomerase CPR6 (gene CPR6). NCBI's taxonomy places the organism in Eukaryota, Fungi, Ascomycota, Saccharomycetes, Ascoideales, Ascoideaceae. Gene Ontology annotation, molecular function: protein binding; peptidyl-prolyl cis-trans isomerase activity. Gene Ontology annotation, biological process: protein folding; protein peptidyl-prolyl isomerization. The transcript has a single exon. The coding region runs from base 64 to 1212 and encodes 382 amino acids. The record is from RefSeq and is a predicted model, not a curated record. Gene Ontology annotation, cellular component: intracellular membrane-bounded organelle.